This is a messenger RNA of Puma concolor (puma), 1710 nucleotides long. NCBI's taxonomy places the organism in Eukaryota, Metazoa, Chordata, Mammalia, Carnivora, Felidae. The record is from RefSeq and is a predicted model, not a curated record.
AUGGACCAGGCCUGGGACAAAGCCCACCGGCCUUGGCCGAGCACAGCCGAUAUCCUGGUGCGGGAGCUGAGCUGGCAAGGCCCGCACAACCCCUGCCCGAAGAGCAAGGACCCGGGCAGCCAUGGCGAGCAGUUGGUAGAGGAGUACCUGUCACCUGCCCGACUGCGCGCCCUGGCCCAGGUAGAUGACCUUCGACUGGUGGGCAUGCUGGAGAUGUGCGUCAGCACCCGUGAGAGCAGCCUGGGGAACUUCGGGGUGCACCUGCCCAACCUCAGCCAGCUGAAGCUGAACGGUAGCUGCCUGGGCUCCGUGAGAGACCUGGGCACCUCCCUGGGCCGCUUGCGGGUGCUGUGGCUGGCCCGCUGCGGCCUGACCGACCUGGAUGGCAUUGGCUGCUUCCCGGCCCUGAAGGAGCUCUACGUCUCCUACAACAACAUCUCAGACCUGAGCCCGCUGUGCCUGCUGGAGCAGCUGGAGGUCCUGGACCUGGAGGGUAACAGUGUGGAGGUCCUGGAGCAGGUGCGUUACCUGCAGCUGUGCCCGAGGCUGGCCACGCUCACCCUGGAGGGCAACCUGGUGUGCCUGCGGCCAGGGCCCAGCCCCUCCAACGAGCCUCCACGGGGUGGUGGUGCCCAGCUAGGCCACAGCUCUGGGCUCAGGGGAGCUCCACAGGCCAGAGGACACCACUGGACCUUGGCUGUGAGCCUAGAGGGAAGGUCUGGAGGAAUCAGCCACGGGAGGGGCCCCGCUAGACCCAGGCCCGCCACGCCCUCCACCCUGCAGGUGCCCCCCGGCUACAACUAUCGGGCAGAGGUGAGGAACCCCGCAUACCUGCCCCCAGGCCAGGAUAACCUCCCUGUGAGCAGAGCAGCGCCUGAUCAUCCCCACGGAGCCCCCAUCCGGACACUCGGCUCCCAGCUCUCCUUGCCUGAGACCCAGCCACGGGCCCCCAGGCCACGGCCCCCCUCCCUACUGGUCACUGGGGGUCCCCUGCCGGGAGGCCUGCUUCCCAAGGACCCAGCUCCACAGGACGACACCAGUAACCUCACCCACGGUGCUAGCCGAGUCCUCUGCGGAAACCCCACCAAAGGCCUGCGGGAGCGUCGACACCAGUGCCAGGCCUGGACACCUCCGGAGCAGCUGGCCCCACAGGAGGACCUGGCUGCCAGUGCCUCCACCCCAGGGCCUGACCCUGCAGACAGCAGUGAACUCCUGGCCUUGGCUAGGCUCCAGGCCCGGAGGGAGCUGCGCCUUCGUAGGUACCUGGAGUCCCAGCAGGAAGGUGCCACAGCCCCCUGGGGCCCACGGGGGGCGCCCGAAGAACAAGAGGACGAAUCUAAGCCCAGGACUCCCUCUGGCCCCCAAUGUCUGGUCCCAGAGUCUUCUAGGACCUCAGGCUGUAACCUGAUCCCCUCUCCCCCUAAGUUCCCCUUGCCAUCUGAUUCCAGCAACACCUUCUGGGGGUCCACAGACCUGCAGUUCAGGAGGCGUAGGCUCAGAGCCCUAGGCAGCUUGAGGCCUGGCCUGGGUCAGGGGCUAGCUGCGGUGACAGCUCUAAGAGGCCUGGAGGUGGCCUCGGGGCCGAACCCUCGAGCCCAAGGAUGUCCCAGCCCAAAGCCAGCCCCGGAUCCAGCAGCCAGACCUCCCCGGCCUCCGGUGCGUGCAGCACCUGAACCCUAUCACCCCAGCCCAAUCCCACCCCUAGUGUAA